Messenger RNA from Haemonchus placei, 384 nucleotides. The record is from the annotation of a GenBank genome assembly. Lineage: Eukaryota; Metazoa; Nematoda; Chromadorea; Rhabditida; Trichostrongylidae.
AUGAGUCUGACUCCCAGAUACCUAUAGGACUUCGCACCCCUCCCCGCAUACGAGGGUGAAGAAACCGACUCCGAGCAUGACGCCAAUAGUGAGGGCGUGUACUCGGACGAAGAAGAGGAGAAGAUAUGUGGGAUGUGUGGUGGUUGCUCCAGACACCGUGAUAUCGUUCAAAAUAUCACGGCGUGUACCAUGGAGUGCCAGCGGAGUACAAUCGAGGACGGAAAAAAACUGGCCCAAGUACUUGGAGUACUGGAGGGCCUCCAGCGGACCCGAGAGGUGUUGCUCAAAAGGUCCACCGAUCUGACGUACUUAUGGAUGAUAACAUGCCUGAUUAUUCAAAUCUGUCUCCCGAAGAUUUUCAUCGCACGAUGGUCCAGACCCUAA